Molecule: messenger RNA, 651 nt
Organism: Vicia faba (fava bean)
Lineage: Eukaryota; Viridiplantae; Streptophyta; Magnoliopsida; Fabales; Fabaceae
Source: the annotation of a GenBank genome assembly
AUGAAGAAAGCAUCCCUCAAUCUUGAUUCCCAAAGUACCUUUUUUAUUUCUAACACCAAAUCAUUUUCGAUCCUCGUCCUCGAUUCGAUCGGCCAGAGGCUACUUGGCGGUAAAGAUCCCCUGUCACAGAGCAAUAUGUUGAUCGAGAAGCGACUGAAAGAUAGACCGAUGUUAGGGUUUUUAGACCACAAAAAUAUGGACAAAACUCUUAACGUGACACUUCAGUUGAUCGUAACCACCACAAUAGCCAAUCAUUUGUCAUGUGAAGACAAAAGCAUAUUAGCAUUUAGUGACUCCUCAACUCAACCAUGUGAAAUGAUAGAUCUACAUGUUUCUUUCUGCAGAGGGGAGGACAAAAGGAUUGUAGACAUAGUUUUCUUCGUGGUUCUGUGUGAAAGCAUCUACAACGAUAUUCUUGAGAGAUCAUUUCUAACAAUGUUGGAUGUUGUAGCCUUUCUAGUUCAUUUGAUGAUGAAGUUCCAUAAUGAUGCAGGUCAGUCUAUCCUCGUUAAAGCUGACAUGUGUGGAGCUCUUCUUAUCUAUGAGGCAACGUUAAAGAACUCCCUAGAAUUUUUCAUCGCCCUUGGAAAAAUGAGAGAAAAGGUCGACAAAGUAACCAGCGUAGUCAAUCUUGAUGUGCAAGAGGAAUAA